This is a messenger RNA of Solanum dulcamara, 1685 nucleotides long. RefSeq names its product 12S seed storage globulin 1-like. Gene Ontology annotation, molecular function: nutrient reservoir activity. The record is from RefSeq and is a predicted model, not a curated record. NCBI's taxonomy places the organism in Eukaryota, Viridiplantae, Streptophyta, Magnoliopsida, Solanales, Solanaceae. The transcript is spliced from 3 exons. The coding region runs from base 166 to 1236 and encodes 356 amino acids.
AUUUAAUUAAUACCUAAUCCUACUUAAUUUUGGUGUGAAAAUUUGCUCUCUAUAAAUUGCAAACUCUCAUUGGCUUUACAAUCACUCGCAUUCUUCUCUGUUUCUGCAUUUAUACUAAUUGCUAAUCGAUUUUCUUCAUUGAGAGAGAGAGAGAGAGAGAGAGAUAUGGAUAUUGAUCUAACCCCAAAGUUGUCAAAGCAAAUUUAUGGAGGAGAUGGUGGUUCUUAUCAUGCAUGGUGCCCUAAUGAGCUUCCAAUGUUGAAGGAAGGAAAUAUUGGCGCUGCUAAAAUUGCUCUUACGAAGAAUGGAUUUGCUUUGCCUCGUUACUCUGAUUCUGCUAAGGUUGCCUAUGUUCUUCAAGGUUGUGGAGUUGCUGGAAUUGUUCUUCCAGAGAAAGAAGAGAAGGUGAUAGCCAUUAAGAAGGGUGAUGCUAUUGCCCUCCCUUUUGGUGUUGUAACAUGGUGGUACAACAAAGACGACACUGAGCUUGUGGUCCUCUUCCUUGGUGAUACGAAAACUGCACACAAGGCUGGUUCUUUCACUGACAUGUACUUGACCGGCUCCAAUGGAAUUUUCACUGGUUUCUCAACUGAGUUUGUUAGCAGGGCAUGGGAUGUAGAAGAGAGUGUAGCUAAGACUCUAGUUAGCUCUCAGACUGCUAAGGGCAUCGUGAAGCUGGAUGCAGGCUUCCAAAUGCCCGAGCCUAAGCAUGCCAACAGGGAUGGCAUGGUUCUCAACUGUGAGGAAGCCCCAUUAGAUGUCGAUAUCAAGGGUGGUGGAAAGGUGGUUGUUUUGAAUACCAAGAACUUGCCAUUGGUUGGCGAAGUUGGACUUGGUGCUGAUCUAGUUAGGCUGCAUGGAAGUGCUAUGUGCUCUCCUGGUUUUUCAUGUGACUCAGCCCUUCAGGUUACCUACAUUGUUAGAGGCUCUGGACGAGUUCAGGUUGUUGGCCCUGAUGGUAAGCGUGUUCUUGAAGCACACCUCAAAGCUGGUAAUCUGUUCAUUGUUCCCAGGUUCUGUGUUGUCUCGAAAAUUGGUGAUCCCGAUGGCAUGGAUUGGUUCUCCAUAAUAACUACCCCCAAUCCAAUGUUCACUCACUUGGCUGGAAAGACUUCAACAUGGAAGGCUCUAUCUCCACAACUGUUGCAGGCUGCUUUCAAGGUUUCACCAGAUGUAGAGAAGCUAUUCAGCUCCAAGAGAACUGCAGAAGAGAUUUUCUUCCCACCACCAAAUUGAUCCAUCAUCGAGUAGUAUAGAGGUUAUGGAAUUGAUGGCUACUGUUUUAGAUUUCCUUAUGUUAUGUUGAGAACAAGUAUAUUUGCUUAAUAUCAGUUUAAUUGCUCUUUUGUUUGGUUGCCUUUGAUGAUGGAAGAGACUCAAAUUUGCAAGUGGAAACUUCCCUUGAUGAGCAAAUCGUAGUUGAUAAAUAAAGUAUCGGAAUAUAUCAAUUGACAUUAUGUAACUAUGAAAAAUGAUACAAUCUAUCCAAAUAUUAUAUUCAUCGUAACAACCCUUCAAAAAAGGUGUUAAAACUCUCGUAGGCAUACAAACUCACGUCUAAUUAAUGAUUGUAGGUUCCUGCUGCGUGAAGAAAACAAAGUAGUAGCAUUGGCAACACCUUUUGUUCAAAAAAUGUACUCCAUUUGUAAUUUGUAAUUGGAUUUAUCAUUUCUUUUAUUAAAUUA